GUGCCUGUCUCAUGGUUACAGAUGUCUUAGCCAGAAUCUCUGUUCUCCGCGUCCUGCUUUCAGUUUACCUUCCUUCGAAGUUUCCACUUCAAACCACCACCGAUCUCAACUUCCCCACACUCCCUAACCUCCGAUGACAAACGUUCUCAACCCAACUCAACACGACGUUACCAUACCCAACUCUCUCAAUUCAUUCCUCGGACUUUGAUCUUCUUUUUUCUGCAUCUGGGUCUCUUUCUCUCUCUCCAAAAUUGAAUCUUUCUCGUCUGGGUCAUUGUUGAAUUUGCCAUUUCAACGUGCUGAACGUGAUGGCUUGGUUGCGUCACAAUGAGUGCUUUGAAUAGGAGCAUUUCGUUCAACAGAACUGCAUCCUUCAAUCGAAGGACUCUGGUGGGUAUUCCAAGUCCCAAAGUGAAUCAUCAUAACCGUUUCGGAUGUGUCUUUCUGAAGCUUCAGGUUAUUGUGAUCAUUGGGUUUGUGAUUUCAUUCUUUGUAGCCGUUGGUGGUGGCUACAGGUUUGUGCUUCCAAGCCUUAGCCACGCGUUUUUCCAUAGCCAAGCUCUCUUCUCUGAUCGUAGCAAUGGAUCAGUGGGAAAAUGUGAUGUCUUUGAUGGAAGCUGGGUACAGGUUCAAGGUUACCCUUUAUAUGAUGCAAAAGAGUGUCCGUUUGUGGAACAAGGAUUUGAUUGUCUAGGGAAUGGGAGGAGUGACAGGGAUUAUCUUAGUUGGAGGUGGAAGCCAAAGAGUUGUGAAAUUCCAAGGUUUGAUGUGCGUGGUGUUUUGGAAAUGUUAAGAAGCAAAAGGGUUGUCUUUGUUGGUGAUUCAAUGAGUAGGACACAGUGGGAGUCUUUGAUCUGUAUGCUGAUGGCUGGGGUUGAUGAUAAGAGAAGUGUUUAUGAAGUGAACCAGAAUAAGAUAACAAAGCGGAUUAGGUUUUUAGGGGUUCGGUUCAGUGCCUUCAAUUUCACUAUUGAGUUUUUCCGCUCGGUUUUCCUGGUGCAGCACGGUAGGAUGCCUAAACAUGCUCCAAAAAGGGUCAAAUCAACACUUUUAUUGGACAAGUUGGAUGAUAUAAGUGACCAUUGGGUUGAUUCAGAUAUUCUGAUAUUCAACACUGGGCAUUGGUGGGUGCCAUCUAAGCUUUUUGAUAUGGGUUGCUAUUUCCAGGUUGGAAGUUCUCUGAAACUUGGGAUGCCAAUUCCUGCUGCCUUCAAAAUAGCACUUGAAACUUGGGCAUCAUGGGUUGAGAAAGAGAUUAAUAGAAAUAAAACACGCAUUUUCUUUAGGACCUUUGAGCCGUCUCACUGGAGUGACCAGACCCGUAGGACCUGCAACGUGACCCAGUACCCAACAUUAGAAAUUAAUGAAAGGGAUCAAACCUUGUUUUCGGACACAGUUUUGGAAGUUGUAAAGAAUGUUACUGUUCCUAUAAAUGUUCUCCAUGUUACUUCUAUGUCAGCAUUCCGGAGUGAUGCACAUGUUGGUAACUGGAGUGACAAUCCAUCUAUUCAGGAUUGUAGUCACUGGUGUCUACCUGGAGUACCUGAUAUGUGGAAUGAAAUUAUCCUGUCCCAACUCUUUACUGAAUAUGAAGUCCCUUUUCAGCAAAUGGAAUCAUUCAGUAAGUUCAGUUACUUUCUAAUACUCUCUCUCACUUUUUCCUGGGAGCAUAUGACAUGAUGUAAGGGUAUUCAUGAUUAGUUAAACUGAACAAGCACCCCUUAACAUUUUUAUACUCUUUUCUUAACUCAGAUGAAUUUUAGUUAUUACUUUUAUUUUAGGUUGGACACUUUACAUGUUUCCACUUUCCACUGUACUGUAACUUAUUAUGUUUUUAGUCAUAAGCUCAAGUAGAACCAUUAGCCCUUAUUCCACACCAGAGAAAGAGAUUUUCUCUUACCUUUAAUGCUUCAUUAUUUUUAGAAAAUAAUUACAUUUCACAUUUUAUUUCUGGGUGCAGAUUAGAGACUAACAUUCUUAGUAGUUGCGAUGCUGCCUCAAAAAAUUCAGAUGCCUUCUAAGAAGUAUGGAUCAUGUUGCAGUCCUGUUCUAACACCAUACAUCUGGAUCCAUCUCAUUCUGCAAUUUUGAUCCCUGCCAUCUACCACAGUUUUCUGCAAUAGUCAAAAUUGCACCAGAAUUUUGUAAAAAGUAAGCCCCAAAUACAUAUUAAGAAUUUACCAACUUUGUCAAGAAAAGAUGAGACAGAAAGUAAUUUUUUUAAUUUGCCAAUUCUUUGUAUCUCAGAAAAGGUAUUGUCUGGGAUGUAACAAAAUUUGCAUGUCAUGAUUUUUGGUUUUGGUCAUGACAAUAUUGUUGUUUUCCAU
Molecule: messenger RNA, 2327 nt
Organism: Abrus precatorius (Indian licorice)
Lineage: Eukaryota; Viridiplantae; Streptophyta; Magnoliopsida; Fabales; Fabaceae
Product: protein trichome berefringence-like 7
Exons: 3
Coding region: 328-1680 (450 amino acids)
Cellular component (GO): Golgi apparatus
Molecular function (GO): O-acetyltransferase activity
Source: RefSeq, a predicted model, not a curated record